GAUCAUUAGAAAACCCUUUUUCAAUUAUGUUAGCACAGCUGAAAACUGUUGUCCUGAUUAAAGAACCAAUAAAACUGGCCUUCUUUAGACUAGUUGAGCAUCUGGAGCAUCAGCAUUUGUGGGUUUGUUUACAGGCUUAAAAUGGGCAGAAACAAAGACAUUUCUUCUGAAACUUGUCAGUCUAUGUUCUAAGAAAUUAAGGCUAUUCCAUUCGAGAAAUUGCCAAGAAACUGAAGAUUUCGUACAACGCUGGGUACUACCUUCACCAGAACAGCGCAAACUGGCUGCAACCAGAAUAGAAAGAGCAGUGGUGGGGCCCAAUUGGCUAACAAUUGCAAAAGGGUUUUCUAAUGAUCAAUUAGCCUUUUAAAAUGAUAAACUUAGAUUAGCUAACACAACGUGCCAUUGGAACACAGGAGUGAUGGUUGCUGAUAAUGGGCCUCUGUACGCCUAUGUAGAUAUUCCAUAGAAAAUCAGCCGUUUUCAGCUACAAUAGUCAUUUACAACAUUAACAAUUGUCUACACUGUAUUUCUGAUCAAUUUGAUGUUAUUUUAAUGGACAAAAAAUUUGCUUUUCAAAGAAAUCUCUAAAUGAACCCAAACUUUUGAAUGGCAGUGAAUAUUAUUACAAAUGUGCCACAUAAUGGAAAGAGCUGCUGCUACUGUCAACUGUACUUAGGUUUCAUUGUAUCGCAUUCAAGAGAAAGGAUUAAAAAAAAUAUUAUUAUUAUCAUGUAUCUAAAGCUGUAUUUAGGAAAUUUUCAAAUCAGAUGUAAGCUGUGUCUGAUAUUUAUUGUGACAUACUGAGGUUUUAUUGCAAGAAUACUAUUUUCAGUAACAAUGUUAUUUGUGUAAUAAAGUGUCUGCAAAGCAUAACCUUCUCACCUCAUUCACUGAGCGACAACAUUAAGGGUUCCAAACAUCUGGUAACUUUACCAAAAUCACAAAGUUUUUCCAGAUUUCCUGCUUAAUUCCUUCCUAAUUCUAGACAACCUGGGAAUUUUGGUGAAGUUACAGGAAUUUUGCAACCCGACGUACCUUGUAAAAGAGAAGUGAUCAGAAACAUAUUGUAUGUAGAUCUAGAGGAAAAAGGUCAUUGCACAAAAUUGCAUCAGUUGUUUUCUAUUUCACCAGUGCUUGUACAGUAGCUUAUUGGACAUUAAUAUUUUAUGAAAACAAGCAUUGCUUGCUGAGUUUAACUUAUCCUUUUGGUUAAAUAUUUCUGAUCAUAAUGUCAAUAUUCAAACUUAUUCAUUGAGACUGUGUUGACAUUGAUUGGAGUUCUUCAGAUGGCUUCAGUCAGACGUUAUUUUGCGGUGUGUUGGUUGAAAGGACACCUAGUGGUGAGCUGUAGAAUAUGUUUGGUUGGAGGGACACCUAGUGGUGAGCUGUAGAAUAUGUUUGGUUGGAGGGACACCUAGUGGUGAGCUGUAGAAUAUGUUUGGUUGGAGGGACACCGAUGGUAUUAUCCACCCCUCUUAAUGGCUCCCAUACGCAAUCCAUGUCUCAAGGCUUAAAAAUCCUUCUUUAACCUGUCUCCUGAACCUUCAUCUACACUGAUCGAAGUGGAUUUAACAAGUGACAUCAAUAAGGCAAGAUAUUUAGAGGACAAAAAGGACAUGCUGGGCUGUAAGGAACAGGACGGUGGGAGUGUAGCACCAGCUCACUGGCUGUGAUCCUCUAACGGAGUACGGUAACCCAGCACCCUGAUUGAACAAGUAGACAUGCACCAGGGAUAAACCCAUUCCCUUCCCCAUCAAGUUCUUUAAACUACCCCCCCCACUUCUUUCUCAGGGGGUCUAGUGGACCAGUUUGGGUCCCAGACAGGCAGGCCCUGGGGUAGGGAAAAGAGGGUGAGGGAUAAAGCCUAGUUCUUUGGGGGCUGGGAGGUGAGGUGAGUAAGAGGUGUGGCAUUUGGAGGAGGGAGUGCAGCAGGAGGCACAGGGCCAGCCACAGACAGUUCUGUGGUAGAGAGGGACAGGCCUCAGCCCCAGGACUCCCAGGGUCCCCAGCCGCAAGACGGCCCAGCCAUGUCUAAAGGAGGUGAGGCUCCAGACGGCGGGGAACACCCUCGCUUCUUCGUAGGCUGCGACGACAACGAGGGUGAGGAAUUGCUGGACCCCGGGCGGGUCAUGGGCUACGACUGCCUCUACGAGAAUGUGGAAGAAGAGGAGGAGGAUGAGGACGAUGAGAUGUAUGAUUCGCCUCCUGAGAGGCAGAUCGUGGUGGGCAUCUGUGCCAUGUCCAAGAAGUCCAAGUCCAAGCCCAUGAAGGAGAUCCUGGAGCGCCUCUGUCUGUUCAAGUACAUCACGGUGGUGACCAUCGAGGAGGAGGUCAUCCUCAACGAGCCUGUGGACAACUGGCCACUCUGUGACUGCCUCAUCUCAUUUCACUCCAAAGGUUUUCCAUUGGACAAAGCAGUAGCCUAUGAGAAACUCAGAAACCCGUUUGUCAUCAAUGAUCUGGAUCUCCAGUACUACAUUCAAGACAGGAGGGAGGUGUACCGGAUCCUGAAGAACCAGGGCAUCCUGCUCCCACGUUACGCCGUUCUCAACAGAGACCCUGCGAGACCAGAGGAGUGUAACCUGGUGGAGGGGGAGGACCAUGUGGAGGUGAACGGUGAAGUGUUCCAGAAGCCCUUUGUGGAGAAGCCUGUGAGCGCCGAGGACCACAAUGUCUACAUCUAUUACCCCACGUCGGCCGGAGGGGGCAGCCAGAGGCUCUUCCGCAAGAUUGGAAGCAGAAGUAGUGUUUAUUCGCCCGAGAGCAAUGUGCGAAAAACCGGAUCCUACAUUUAUGAAGAGUUCAUGCCAACGGAUGGAACUGAUGUGAAGGUGUACACAGUGGGGCCGGACUACGCCCACGCGGAGGCCAGGAAGUCCCCGGCCCUGGACGGCAAGGUGGAGCGGGACAGUGAAGGCAAGGAGGUGCGCUACCCUGUCAUCCUCAACGCCCGCGAGAAGCUCAUCGCCUGGAAGGUCUGUCUGGCCUUCAAGCAAACGGUCUGUGGUUUCGACUUGCUACGUGCCAACGGCCAGUCGUACGUGUGCGACGUCAACGGCUUCAGCUUCGUGAAGAACUCCAUGAAGUACUAUGACGACUGUGCAAAAAUACUGGGAAAUAUCAUCAUGAGAGAGCUGGCUCCCCAGUUUUCCAUCCCGUGGUCCAUUCCUCUGGAGGCUGAAGAUAUCCCUAUUGUCCCCACCACCUCUGGAACCAUGAUGGAGCUACGGUGUGUUAUCGCUGUGAUUCGUCAUGGCGACAGAACUCCCAAACAGAAAAUGAAAAUGGAGGUUCGGCACCAGAGGUUUUUUGAUCUAUUUGAAAAAUGUGGCGGGUACAAAAACAAAAAACUAAAGUUGAAAAAGCCAAAGCAAUUACAGGAAGUGCUAGAUAUCGCAAGACAACUCCUUGUCGAAAUCGGACAGAACAACGAUUCCGAAAUUGAAGAAUCCAAAGCAAAACUUGAACAACUGAAAACAGUCCUUGAAAUGUAUGGCCAUUUUUCUGGCAUCAAUCGCAAGGUUCAGAUGACGUACCUUCCACAUGGGUGCCCCAAAACAUCCAGUGAAGAGGAAGACGUGCGUAGGGAUGACCCUUCUCUGCUGCUGGUGUUGAAGUGGGGUGGGGAGCUGACUCCGGCAGGCAGGGUACAGGCUGAGGAGUUGGGGAGGGCCUUCCGCUGCAUGUACCCUGGAGGACAAGGUGACUACGCAGGAUUCCCAGGGUGUGGCCUGCUGCGCCUCCACAGCACCUACAGACACGACCUGAAGAUCUACGCCUCUGACGAGGGACGCGUUCAGAUGACAGCCGCUGCCUUCGCUAAGGGACUGCUGGCGCUGGAGGGCGAGCUGACACCAAUUCUGGUGCAGAUGGUGAAGAGUGCCAACAUGAACGGGCUGCUGGACAGCGACAGCGACUCUCUCAGCAGCUGCCAGCAGCGCGUCAAGGCCCGUCUCCACGAGAUCCUGCAGAGAGAUAGGGACUUCACUGCUGAAGAUUACGAGAAGCUGGCACCCACCACCAGCUCCUCCUUGAUCAAGUCCAUGCAGAUGAUCAAGAACCCGGUGAAGACGUGUGACAAGGUGUACGCUCUCAUUCAGAGCCUCACUCUGCAGAUCAGACAGAGGAUGGAGGACCCCAAGUCAGCUGACAUCCAAUUGUACCAUAGCGAGACUCUGGAUCUGAUGCUGCGGCGCUGGGCCAAGCUGGAGAAGGACUUCCGGAUGAAGAACGGCCGCUACAACAUCAGCAAGAUCCCAGACAUCUACGACUGCAUCAAGUACGACGUGCAGCACAACAGCUCCCUCAACCUGUCUAACACUAUGGAGAUCUACCGCCUGUCCAAGGCCCUGGCCGACAUCGUCAUUCCACAGGAGUAUGGUAUCUCUCAACCUGAGAAGCUGGACAUAGCCAAGGGCUACUGCACCCCCCUCAUUCGCAAGAUCCGCUCCGACCUGCAGAGGACACAGGACGACGACACCGUCAACAAACUGCACCCUGUGUAUUCCCGUGGAGUCAUGUCCCCGGAGCGUCAUGUCAGGACCAGGCUGUACUUCACCAGUGAGAGCCACGUGCACUCCCUGCUCUCCAUCCUCCGCUACGGAGCUUUCUGUGACGAGACCAAAGAUGACCAAUGGAAGAGGGCCAUGGAGUACCUCAAGGUGGUCAGCGAGCUGAACUACAUGACACAGAUUGUAAUCAUGCUUUACGAGGACCCUAACAAGGACCCUUCGUCUGAGGAGCGCUUCCACGUGGAGCUGCAUUUCAGCCCGGGAGCCAAGGGCUGUGAGGACGACAAAAACCUGCCCUCAGGGUUUGGCUACAGACCAGCUUCUCGAGAGAACGAGGGAUCCAAGAAGAAGUCUAAGGAAGACAACGACGAGGAGUCGGCCGCCGCCAACGCCAAGCGGGACGAGCCGGACCGAGCAGCCCUAAUGAUGUUCAGGCCACUGGUGUCUGAACCCAUCUACAUCAACAGAAAGUGCCCACUGCCCCGCUCCAAAAAGAUUGGCUCUGUGGAGUCCCCAUUGCAGCCAGACUUUAUCAAGACCGCAGCUGGCAAAGAAGAGAGCCCCCUGAGUGUGUCUAGCCCUGACUCUAUUGGUACCUGGCUUCAUUACACCUGUGGUGUUGGUACUGGGCGUCGAAGACGCAGAUCAGGGGACCAAAUCACUUCCUCCCCUGUCUCCCCCAAAUCACUGGCUUUCACAUCCAGUAUUUUUGGCUCAUGGCAACAGGUUCUGUCAGAGAACAAUGCCCAUGCACAGCGACCUGGUAGACUAUACUCUGAACACAAACUCACCCCAGGAGUAGGGUCUCAUUGCGCUGGUCUCUUUAGCACCAUGGUGCUCGGGGCCUCCUCCAGUGCACCUAACCUACAAGAUUAUGCUCGCGCGCACCGUAAAAAGCUGACCUCUUCUGGCUUCUUAGAUGAGGCCACGCGUGGGUCUGCUGUAAAACGAUUUUCUAUCUCAUUUGCGCGACACCCAACCAAUGUCUUUUCCAGUAUGUUCUGUGGUUUUGAGCUGUACUCCAUGGUUCCGUCCAUAUGCCCCCUGGAGACCCUGCACAACUCGCUCUCGCUGAAACAGAUAGACGACUUCCUGGCUUCCAUCGCUGCAUCUCAUGAGUCGCUCCUGGACAUCUCUGCCUCCUCCCCAGCUGCGAAAAAAACUCCUUUGAACACUUACACUCCUGCAAAGAUAUUGCCCUGCCCUUUCACGCAGGGCAAGAAGAAUAUGGACAGGGCUUCAACUGGGAUCAGCUCAUCGCCCACUAAAGAACCCCGGUCUGGCCCUGCCGACCCUUCCCCAAACGCUGCAGCAGGGGAUAAAGCAUCCCAGUCGUCCCCUUCUCAGCCCACCACAGAAAGUAAAGCAGCCCUGCAAUCCUCCUCUGAGGACCUGGAACCUCCUACUGGAUUCUCAGCCACCCUGAACCCAGCAACUCAACACACCUCCAAAGAGAAACUGGAAGCCUCAACCCCAGACAAAUGGGUCAAGCAGACUCUGCAGCAUGAUGCCCAAAGUUGCAAAGUGCCACCACAAACUCAGAGUGGUGACGUGUCACCACAAUCCCCUGCCAAAGGUGCACCAAGUGGCAAAGUCCCUUCAAAGAACCCCACCCAAGAUAACCUGACUUGUAAAAUGUCCCCACACUCACCUUCCAAAGAAAUCCAGAGUGGUAAAGUAACACCACAAACGUUUACCCAGGAUGCACCAAGUGGUAAAGUAACACCACAAGCCCCUUCCCUAGACCCCACAGAAAAGGGUUCCAAGACUUCACCCCAUGACAUAGUUCACCAGGGACUGAAUUCUAAAGGGACUCUUGGAGAAGGUGCCAUGUCUUUGACCCCCAGCAAGGAAAGGGAGGCAAAGCUGGACUCCAAAUAAACAAAUGUUCUGUUCAAGGUCAAAACAAUAUUGCAAUUGUUACAUAAUUAGGAUUAGAUUAACCAGAAAUCACAAUCUCGUCUAGACUAGGGUUAUUUGUUACAAAAUGCUGUUACACAUUUAGCUGAGCUUACAACAUGGCAAUUUCAUGAUGUUUCUAGGGAGGGUGUCACUGUUGCACAGUGUGUGUAAAAGGCACACUUAACUAAGACAUGCAAUGUUUUUGUGAUUGUCUCUGCUACUGUAUGACUGCUUCCCAUUUGAUUCACCUGUUGCUAGCGUCUUGUAUAUUUUAAUGUAAUGCCGAUGUAUAGAAUUUAAAUGUUGAAUAUUCUGCUGCCUACAUCUCGCUGGAUUCCUGAACUGAGACUAAUGGAAUGGAUGUUCUGGCUCAUCUUGAGGCUACAAGGUCCAAGCUAUGUUUAAAGGGUCAGAUAAAAUAUACUUGUUUCCUGUACAGGGUACAUAUGUUUUUCACCUAUAUUUUCAGACCUACUCUGAGCUUGCGCUUCAUUUCCCAUUCAUGAAACUGGAAUCGGAAGUGUCUGCCUUGUGCACACUGUAAUGACCAUCAUUUUCACUCUUUAUUACAUUGUAAUCAAACAUGUAAUUGUUGUGUGUGUGUAUAUAUAUAUAUAUAUAUUCAGAAUAAAAGUUCAGGGAAAAUCCUAA
Messenger RNA from Oncorhynchus gorbuscha (pink salmon), 7067 nucleotides. RefSeq names its product diphosphoinositol pentakisphosphate kinase 2 (gene ppip5k2). Gene Ontology annotation, biological process: inositol phosphate biosynthetic process; inositol metabolic process. Lineage: Eukaryota; Metazoa; Chordata; Actinopteri; Salmoniformes; Salmonidae. Gene Ontology annotation, molecular function: inositol hexakisphosphate kinase activity; 5-diphosphoinositol pentakisphosphate 1-kinase activity; diphosphoinositol pentakisphosphate kinase activity. The record is from RefSeq and is a predicted model, not a curated record. Gene Ontology annotation, cellular component: cytosol.